Messenger RNA from Paramisgurnus dabryanus, 1177 nucleotides. Lineage: Eukaryota; Metazoa; Chordata; Actinopteri; Cypriniformes; Cobitidae. The record is from RefSeq and is a predicted model, not a curated record.
GUUCAAACAGCACAGUCUCAAAUCAUCAAGGUGAUACGGAUAUUCGGCACCUGGACUGCUCUCUGCUUUGAAAAAAGGUCAGACGUCAUUUAAUGACAGUAUGGAGUUCUGGGGACCUCCUAAAAUGAUUCUUCUAACUGCUCUGUUAAAUGGUGUUUGGUGUAGAGAUUUUAACAUCAGUCUGCCGGGGAGGACUGACGCUCUGAGAGGAUCAUGUGUCAUCAUAAACUGCGGAUUCGAUAUUAAUAGCACAUAUGACAGAUAUCUCAAUGACAGUGCAUUAGGAGUGUGGUAUAAAGAUGGUCAUCAAGCAAGUAAUCUAGUGUUUAAUUCCAGCAGCCCUGUAAACACCUUUAAAGGAAACAUAACCGGAAAAUUGAAAAACAAAAACUGUACCACCAUCUUUUAUAACGUUAGUUUAAAUCAUAAUGGCACAUUUUUCUUCAAAAUUGAUGGUGGAUUGAAAUGGACCUAUGCGGAAAAAUCUGCUUUAAUAGUUGUUAAUGAAUCUCCUCCGAAACCCACAGUGCAGAUGUUUAAGGAUCAGAUGGAGGUUGAGGGUCAUGAGGAGGUGUUAGAGGGGAGCUCUAUGUGUCUGCGCUGCUCUGCUAAGACUCUCUGCUCCUCUUCUCCACCAACUCUCACAUGGAGCUCCACUGACAGACUCCACCUCAAUGAGAGCAGCAGACUACAGCUGGAUCAACAGAAUCAAACUGAGAUCAUCUCUGAUCUGAACUUCACUGCUACUCACCUUCAACAUGGAGUCACUUUCAUCUGCACUAUAACCUACCAGCUACAGCAGAGGAACACAACAGCACAGAGCAACAUCACAUUACGUGUUCAGUAUGCCCCUAAAGUAUCUUUCUCAUCAAGCUGUACCCAUAGGGAUGUAACAGAGUAUUUGUGUAAGGCUCAUGGAAAUCCCUUUCCUAAAGUGGAGUGGCGUCUAUCUGGACGUCCUGUCAGUAACUCUACAAACACAUCCAUCAGCGAGGAGCGAUUGAGCAGCACAGACUUGAGUAGCUUCAUUUCUCUCCAUCAGUCACUUACACACACAGACAUUCUGCAGUGUGUUAUCAUCAACACUCACGGCACUGCCAGUCAACAGAUUCAGUUGGUUCUCUUAGUCAAAGGCCAAAGACGUGCCACAGAUGUCCUAAAAACUGAAGCCAACUAA